This is a messenger RNA of Rotaria sp. Silwood1, 876 nucleotides long. The record is from the annotation of a GenBank genome assembly. Lineage: Eukaryota; Metazoa; Rotifera; Eurotatoria; Philodinida; Philodinidae.
AUGUCUACAACACAUACCCACGGUACUCGGUUUGCUGCUCGACAACCUUCUAAACAAAAUUUACCUGAUUCAUCACAACUACCACCAUCAGUUGCAUCUGAAACACCAUCAACCUUUUCAUCAUCAUCUCGUUUAAGAGUUGAAAAGUAUAAACCGGUACCAUCUCGAAAAAUAGCAAGCACAGUCGGAAAAGUAUCAAAACUAAAAGAUAAGUUGAAGAAAUGCAAAUCCAUAAUAGAUGCAUCUGAAUCAUCUGAUUCAUCAAUAACAGCUUUUGCCACGACGAUAGAUGAGAUAUCACUAUCGAAAACAAAUACAUCGAUAUUAAGUUCAAAUAACAAUGUAAUAGCUAGGUCAUUACCAUCUGACAACGAUUCUGCGAUUCAAAUUUUAUCAAAAACUGAAGAUGUAGCUAUUCCUACGGAACCACUUGUUAUUGACUGGAUUGAUCAUAUGUAUGAAUUGGUACAUAAAGAAGAGAUUAAAAGUCAAGUUGAUUUUAAGCAAUAUGCUGAUUUAUUGAAUAUCGAUGAACAAGCAUUUAAUAAUUGUAUACAUGAAACAGAUAGAAUAAAAACAGCUCGUGCAAUUGUUCGAAGUUUUUCUGGUUAUGAACAAUUAAUUGAUAUGCAAAAUGCUUGGAAAUUGAUUGAUAAAGAUAAAAUAGACAUCGUUAUAGAUUUUGUUCGACAACUAUUCGGACCGUCACUUUUAACAACAGAUAAUAUUGUACGUACAUCUUUGUCAACUAUGGUUCGUUCAGAUAGCUGGAAAGCUAGAGGCCAAAAUGUAACGGACCAUACUGCUCUUAAUUCAACACGAUCGGCUAAGACACCGAGCAUUCAAGGUGUAAAUGAUGAAAACAGUGGAGACUAA